This is a messenger RNA of Peromyscus leucopus (white-footed mouse), 1288 nucleotides long. Its product is annotated as crk-like protein. Lineage: Eukaryota; Metazoa; Chordata; Mammalia; Rodentia; Cricetidae. The record is from RefSeq and is a predicted model, not a curated record. The transcript has a single exon. Gene Ontology annotation, biological process: positive regulation of ERK1 and ERK2 cascade. The coding region runs from base 203 to 580 and encodes 125 amino acids.
CCCGUGUUCCCGGCCCGGUGCAGGCGGGCGGUGGCGGAGGAUGCUGCGGGGCCCGGAGCCGGGAGGAAGGUCCUGACCCGGCCCUCUGACUGCGCCUCGAGGUGUUCCGAGAGGCCCUUCCUCGGCCCCAAAGCCGACAGCGGGUCAAGGCUUCGCGAGCAGGCGAGAGCAGCAGACGCCGCCCAUCCCCGGACCCAGCACCAUGUCGUCCGCCAGGUUUGAUUCUGCAGACCGCUCUGCCUGGUACAUGGGGCCAGUGUCUCGCCAGGAGGCGCAGACCCGUCUCCAGGGCCAGCGCCAUGGCAUGUUCCUAGUCCGGGACUCCUCUACCUGCCCCGGGGACUAUGUACUGUCCGUGUCCGAGAACUCGCGUGUCUCGCACUACAUCAUCAACUCCCUGCCCAACCGCCGCUUUAAGAUCGGGGACCAGGAGUUUGAUCAUUUGCCGGCCUUGCUGGAGUUCUACAAGAUCCACUACCUGGAUACUACCACCUUAAUCGAACCAGCGCCCAGGUACGCGAGCUCCUGCCCUUCUCAGGCUCGGAACCUGACCCGAUGCGGAGGGUCGGUCAGAGAUUGAAUUCUGAGGGUGGGGGAAAUGGAGCUGCUUUCCCUCAUUCUAAACCAGAAGACAUUCGGGUUGGGAGGCCAGUGUCAGGAUCUGGGUCACUGGAUGAAAGGAUGUAUUUUAUUUAGACACUUAGCGGUGAUUGUAUAGUUCAGAUGCACCCACCGACACACAUACACAGUUUUGUCACUCCAGCUGACUAUAAUACUAAUGACUAUAAUAAUAAUAUAAUUAAUGACAUUAAAAAAUUUCCUUGAGAUUCUGAAGAUGGCCAUGGCUCUCCCUCGAAAAUGCACGUGAAGUUUGUACACCAUUUGAGUUUUUUGGAGCCUCAACAGCUAACUGCAGGUUAAGAACUGGUCUGCCGCCUUUGGAAAAAAAUCGUUAAAACGAGUCGAAAACGUAGAAAUUUCAGAAUCCAAUGCCGAAUUUGAAGUAACCCUCCUCCCCUUUUUUUAAAAACUAGAAUUACAGAGGAAAGAGAGUGAGAUUAUAUUUGAGGAAAUUUGGAUUAUCAGUCUCCCUCUCCUAGGGUGGGAAGUAUAUUUACCUUAAUUCUACUUUAAUUCAGUUUUAGAUUUUUUUUUUUUGGUAAUUUAGUGGUUUAGCAUAUACUUUAAAGAAACCGAAGUGGAGCUGGAUGAGAGAGCUGCACACCCCCCUAGGGAAGAGAGGACCUUGAAUUCCAAGCCAAACUGGGCUAUAGCAAGACCCUGUCUU